AUGACUGAAAAGCUAUUCAGAAAUGCAGUCAAGAUCAUAUCUGAUGCUGAUGUCGAGUUUCCUUCACUUUUAAAAAACAAGUCGAUUAUUGACAAUCGAUCUGUUGAUGCUGACAGUUGCUCAUCACUUGCUGCGUCAAUCUACAACGGCUAUUCGAUCGAUCUUUUGACUAACCGUACACACUCCUGCCUUUUCUACAGCCUCUCUUCUCUUGAAUAG
Batrachochytrium dendrobatidis JAM81 is the source of this 219-nucleotide messenger RNA. RefSeq lists its product as uncharacterized. Bases 1 to 219 code for a protein of 72 amino acids. The record is from RefSeq and is a predicted model, not a curated record. NCBI's taxonomy places the organism in Eukaryota, Fungi, Chytridiomycota, Chytridiomycetes, Rhizophydiales. The transcript has a single exon.